UCUCAGCGCUCUCACCACAGUCUCACCUUUGCACGAAAUACGCCAAAAUACGAUGGUGAGCUUUGGCCUUGGGCCUGAGAGCGACUAUGGAUCGCUUAGUGCAUUUUUGGGUGUGGCUGGAGCGUCCCACGAAAAGCACGCUUUGAAGACCAAUUUGAUCAAAGCUCCACUUCUGGAGGUGGCGAACCCAAAUGUCUCAAGCACACGGGUGACGAACCCGAAAGAUAGCACUUUAUUGAACAAGAAAGUGGCUUUUCGGAUGUUGAAGCAGCUAGGCUGUGAAGUGCAUCGGCUUGAAGGUGAAAAAGCAGGUGAAGACAUGACCCAGUACAGCCAGUGCUUUGUUGAGGUGAACUUGGCCAAGCAACCAGUGCUCUUCAAGAUGUUGGUCGAACUGGGACAUGGACCUCGCCGAAAUGAGGACGGUGACCUGGUGGUGCGUGUGAAGGAAGAUCGACAUCGGAAACCCGAAGAGGUGGUCGCUGCCUUGUCUCAACCUCGGAAGCCGAAGGAAGUGAAGGAAGUGAAGGAAGAAGGCUAUCCUUCCGUUGGCCGACCGAGGUUAAAAGUUGAAGAUGAAGAAGAAUUGGUGAAGCGGCUCUACAAGGUUCCUGUGAAGGCCGCAGUGCCGGAGAAGGAACUCUCCAAGCCACGGCGGACUGCUGCCGAACAGCGUGCCUACUUGGACCGGCUGCUGAAGCCACGGGAAUGGGAGGAAGUUCCCAGUCAUUUGGGCGAGCGUCUUGCUGAAGUGCAGAGGGAACUCGAACCACGGCGAACUGCUGCAGAGCAGCGUGCCUAUUUGGAGCAACUUUUGAAACCACGGGACUUGGAACCUCAGAAGGAACUCUCGAAGCCUCGCCGAACGGCAGCGGAGCAGCGUGCCUACCUGGACCAGCUUUUGAGGCCACGAGAGUGGCAAGAAAUCGCUGGGAUCCAGAAUGGAUGCGAUCCACUCAAGGAGCAAGUCAAACCACGUCGGACUGCUGCGGAGCAAAGGGCCUACUUGGAGCGGCUUGCAAAGCCGCGGGAGUUGGAAGAUGCCUCUGGCACCAAAUCUCCGGAGGAGUCGUCCAAAACGCCGAAACCUCGUUCACCACGCUCACAAAGGGAGGCAUGCAAUCGGCUGUCACAACCCAGAAAGCCUAAGAAGACUGAAGCCGAGAACAUCGAUGCCGAUGAAGAUGUGCUCGAAUACUUGGAACGUUUUGAACAUUUAGACGAUGAAGAGAUGGAAGAGAUCUUGGCGAAUGGGUCAGACACGCCAGCGGUUCAAAUCAUUCCUUCGAUGUUGGCACAAUGUUCGCCACGCUUAGAGCGCAUUGAGGAGGAAGCUGAAGGCCCUCGGCGCGCUCGAGAGACAAAAGGCAGAUCGAGAGACAAAGGCCAGAGCCAAGGCUCUGGGCCUUCAGGGUCUUCUGCCGGGCUCUCGGGGCCUUAUGCGGCACCGGUUUGCCCCAGAAGAUAUGUCGAGCGAGUGGAAAGCAAGCAUCGCCCACGAGGUGCUCCCAAAAACGAACGUAAUGAGCUCAGCCUAAGCCCUGAUGAGCUGAAUCAACUCUCCAGUUUCUUGGCAGCUGAGGGGAGAGAUGAUGCGGCUCAACGUGAGGCCAUGCUGAGUGACAUCGAUGCUUUGUACAGUCAACUCAUCAGAGCUGGUGCUGAGCCGGAUCCUUUGGAUUCCUUAGAGCUGGAGCCCUUGGAGCCCUUGGAGCCCUUGGAGCCCUUGCAGUUGGAACCGAUGCAGGAUCCCGUGCAAGAGCCGCUGGAGACAGAGAAGCCAGUGGAGAAGCCGCCAAGCUUGCCCGAAACUGAGCCGACGGUCCAAGUAAGCCAAAGGAACGAGUGCGAAGGCUUAGACUCGGGAGAUGGAGAAGAACUCCUCACAGCUAUUGGUCAGCUUUACUCGCAAAUGAUGCAAGACGGCGCCGCGAGGCCCGAAAUAGAUCCGGACACCACAAGCGAGUCGAAGGAGGUGAGCCACUCGAGCCCCAAACAGAACGAGUCCGACAAAACGCCGAGCUCGGAAUCUUCAAGCGAUGACAGCGAGUUGUCAAACUUGCUGGAAGAAGUCCUGUGGAGCGCUCUUCUUCUAUCACGAGGAGGUUUACAGAUGUCGGAACUCCAGAAGUUGCUGUCCUUCAAUUUGCUGAACCGCCUCCCAAUCCCAAGCGAUGGGCCAAGUGCUGUGCCGCCGAGUCUGCGGCAGCGUCUAUCGGCAGAGCUACCACAGCUGUAUGAGGCGCUCAGCACCAACAAGGUAUCCCAGGAGCAGCACGUCCUUCGCUAGUAGGUUGGAGGCCAUCAAUACUAGGGUUGAAGAUAUCACAGGAGUGGCGCCUGUUUCAUGACUUUCACGUCCUUACCACAAACAUGUCGGGAUAUUGUGCAAGACGAGCAGCCAGUUGACCAGUGACGAUUCGUUGAUCUUCAGGAGAUUUCGUGCCAAGAAGCCUUGCCACUGCUUCGGAAGGCACGGGAUGAUUUGCUGGGUUCAUCAAUGGUCCGACCUCCAGCAGCUUCUCAUGCCCAAGCCAAGACCAAGCGAGCGACGAAAGUACGCAGGACUGGCCUUAGCUAUUGGACAGAAGAAUCCCUCGAACAGUUGGGAGUGCCCAAGUCGAGAAACCUGAUGGCCUGAAGCUGCCUGAUGGCUGCCUGGUUUCACCUCAAAACUCGGGCAGAGCUCAGGAGACAUGGGACUACUGUAUCCUGACUGACAGGUUAAGUUUGGCAAACUAGUGAGGCUUGCUACUUAGCUCAUUGCAUUUCAUUGCCCU
This is a messenger RNA of Durusdinium trenchii, 2780 nucleotides long. NCBI's taxonomy places the organism in Eukaryota, Dinophyceae, Suessiales, Symbiodiniaceae. The record is from the annotation of a GenBank genome assembly.